Hibiscus syriacus is the source of this 2323-nucleotide messenger RNA. Its product is annotated as wall-associated receptor kinase-like 14. Gene Ontology annotation, biological process: protein phosphorylation. Lineage: Eukaryota; Viridiplantae; Streptophyta; Magnoliopsida; Malvales; Malvaceae. The coding region runs from base 148 to 2244 and encodes 698 amino acids. The transcript is spliced from 4 exons. The record is from RefSeq and is a predicted model, not a curated record. Gene Ontology annotation, molecular function: ATP binding; protein kinase activity.
AACCUAAAAUUCAAACUAAAGAAGUUCAAGAGAAAUGAAAAAGGGUUAAAGCAGUUUCUUUUGAAGAACAAAUCGGAGUUAAUUUCAUUGAAGAACAAAACGAAGGUAGCUGAAGAUUGCUCUGUUUUCUUAUUGGAGAAUCCCAAGAUGAUGAAGUUAUACUUCUCGAUAACAAUAACAGCUUUCUUCGUUGUUUCCCAAGUAAACUCAGUUCACUCGAGGAACAAGUGCCAAGGCUCCUGCGUAACGGGCAAUUCCACAAGAUUUCUACCAUUUCCUUUCGGAUUCUCAUCGGGUUGUCCGAUUCAACUCAAUUGCAGCUCAAGUGCCGGGGUCGAAAUCGGAAGCUUCCAUGUAUUGAACGUAACUUCAACCGACAUCAUCGUUGACCUUCCAGCCAAAUGCGACCGACCGAUUGCUUCGCUCGCCGUUCUAUUCGGCGAAAACUACGUUCUCUCGGCUGCCAAUUAUCUUCUUCUCGAAAACUGUUCCAAGGCCGUACAAGCUCCUUGUGAAAUAAGCUCAACGUUUCUAGAAAGAUCACUCAAACUCAAAGCUUGUUUUGCUAAGAGCGGUAACAUGAGUUGUUUAACCGGCAGAAAUGGUAGGCAGUUGCUAAGUUUCGAUGAAGUUAAUAAUAUGCGCUGCCGUUACUUGUUUUCGUCGACUACGAUUUUAGCCGACCCAGCGAGUGACUCGGCUUUUUCAUUGGAGAUGGGGAGAGUUAACUUGGAGUGGUGGGUUAAAGGGAAGUGUAACUGUGAUGCAAAUGCUAGUUGUAGGAAAGUUAAGAAUGGUAAUAAAACGAUGGGGUUUAGGUGCCUUUGCCGUGACGGGUUCGACGGUGAUGGAUUCAAAGAAGGUGGCGGUUGCCGGAGAGUUUUCAAGUGUAAUGCUUCAAAAUUCAUAUCCAGAAAAUGGGGAGGUACAAGUGUUGGUGUUCUGGUUGGAGGUCUUGUUGCUGCUGGUGCUUUGCUAAUGGGUGGUGUGCUUCUUUUAUGCUUCUAUAUUCGGCGGUGUUGUAAUUCCUCAAACAAACUGAUGAAUGCAAAGCGCCGUCUAUGUGAGGCUGCUGGCAACACGAAUGUUCCUUUCUAUGAGUAUAGAGAAAUCGAAAGAGCUACCGAUGAUUUCUCUGAUAAACAUAGGCUGGGGACUGGAGCCUAUGGUACAGUGUAUGCUGGAAAACUCCACAAUGAUGAAUUGGUUGCUAUAAAAAGGUUCAGAUAUAGAGACCCUGAUAGUAUUGAUCAAGUAAUGAAUGAGAUUAAGCUCCUUUCCUCUGUCAGUCACCCGAAUCACGUCCGCCUCUUAGGUUGCUGCAUCGAGGAGGGUGAACCGAUCCUUGUCUACGAAUUCAUGCCUAACGGAACUUUAUCGCAGCAUCUGCAGAGGGAAAGAGGUGAAGGACUUCCAUGGACAGUACGACUCACCAUCGCCACUGAAACUGCUAAAGCGAUCGCCUAUCUUCACUCCGUGAAUCCACCGAUAUUUCAUCGAGAUAUAAAGUCUAGCAAUAUACUCUUGGAUUACAACUAUCGAUCCAAGGUAGCUGAUUUUGGUCUUUCCAGGCUUGGGAUGACUGAAUCAUCCCACAUCUCAACUGCACCUCAAGGGACACCAGGGUAUCUUGAUCCUCAAUACCACCAGUACUUCCAUCUUUCAGAUAAAAGCGACGUUUAUAGUUUCGGGGUUGUGCUUAUUGAGAUUAUAACUGCAUUGAAAGUGGUCGACUUCUCACGUCCUCAUUGUGAGGUAAACUUGGCCGCACUUGCCACUGAGCGGAUAGGAAGAGGCUGUGUGGACGAAAUAGUCGAUCCAUACCUCAACCUAGAAGGGGAUGCUUGGACACUGUCAUCAAUUCAUAAUGUGGCUGAGCUUGCCUUUAGAUGCCUUUCUUUUCAUCCAGACAUGAGACCAACCAUGCUCGAAGUCGUGGAAGAGCUAGAACGCAUCAGGCUUGGUGCUUGGGUUCCAUGUAUGGGUAUUGAAUCACCUUCAGUUUCCUCUUGUCCGUCCUCUGAUGGCGAAAAUGAGAUAUCUUCAAAUACCAAGACAGUGAUAGAAAAGUCGAUGAUCGUUGAAAGCCGGAGGUUGAUGGUGAAGCAAAUGGGAGGGAAUCAUUUAUCUUCAUUCGAUGAUGUUAAAACUAGCUCCCCAGUUUCAGUCCAAGAUCAUUGGUUGAGUGAACAAAGCUCUCCUUCAACAAAUAGCUUGUUGGGUAAUGCAUCCCAGCGGGAAUGAGUGAGACCUUACAAAAAUAAAAACUAAUUUGAUAAUUAUGUUAGUAGGAUCAUGAUUCAAUGGGAUAUUUUUAUUGAUU